Messenger RNA from Colletotrichum scovillei, 3092 nucleotides. RefSeq lists its product as uncharacterized. Lineage: Eukaryota; Fungi; Ascomycota; Sordariomycetes; Glomerellales; Glomerellaceae. Bases 950 to 2215 code for a protein of 421 amino acids. The transcript has 3 exons. The record is from RefSeq and is a predicted model, not a curated record.
GGCCCGGGGAACGUGUUGAACCGACCGGGUCCGUCGACGUGGGCCCAACUCUCAGUUUCCCCCCAUGGCUGGCCAUUUGUCUCUACGACACGAAGCUAGCAAGCUACUAGCUGUACUAUCAAGCCGACAGCAGCUCCUCAUCUGCGUGGCUGUGUUAGCCAAGAUGUGCCGCCAGACACAUGCUGAUCUCUAGCCUUCUCUAGAGCGCCUCCAACCAAAAUCACAAAUAAUACCUGAUGGCAGAGUGUUCCGAUCCAGCCUGCAGCCGGCCAACUUAUGCGUCGGUUACAAGUGCCCCAGGGGUCAUCCCCUGCGUGGCUGGACCUGUCAGAGAAAGUCGACUCUCACUGCCCGCACUCCCCCAAGCAGAGCGCAAGCAAUGAAGGGGUGGGCGUGAAGGAUGGAAAGGCAUGGGCCAGGGCCUGACUCUCGGAACAGACUCGAGAAGUAAAAACGGGAUGACUUUGUGCUAGUGUAUGAAGAUGUCGCCAAGAUCUCAUGGAAAACGACGUGGAGAAAGAAGAGCAACUGCCAAUAAACGCAAAUCAUAGCAAAACGGUUGGCAAAGGGAGCAAAGCCACGGUGAAAGCUCCGGCCCCUCUCUGUUCGCCGCUUUGAACCUGGCAUCCGCACUGCACAUCUCCGCCAUCGACUACCACGGAGCUGGAUUGCCGUCGCGCGUCCGUCACAUCUUCAUAAGAACCCCCGGAGCUCCCACCCUUCUACCCUCCAUCCAGACUCCAACUGCCGUGUCACUCCAACAUUCAGUCCGGAGCCUCCCUGCAUAUCACAACACACACCAAAUAUGUACGUUACAUCCCGGCCCCCACUCCAUCCCGCUGUCUUUGAUUUAAGAUCCUCUGAGGCCUCCAUGAUAGCUUUCAUAUAGAUCUGAACUAACAUAACCAACAGUCACAACCACGAUACACACGCCUUAUCAGCGAAUACGAUGAAGGCCUUCGCAGCUUCCUCUCUAGCGGCCGCGCUCUAUGCGGCGACAGCCUCCGCUGACGCUAUUCAGGCGUGCCCGAAUACUGAUGUCUGCUUCCGCGUUGCUGUCCCGGCGGCUUCGUCCAGCUCCGGCAGCGGCAACAUGUACUUCCAGAUGUCUGCUCCGACCAGCUACCAGUGGAUUUCCCUUGGCACGGGUUCGUCCAUGUCCAACGCCAACAUGUUCCUGAUGUACGCCGACGGAAACGGCAACGUUACCAUCAGCCCCCGCACUGCGCGCGGCCACAACAUGCCUACCCUCUCGUCAAGCACCACCCUCGAGCUUCUCAGCGGCUCCGGUAUCGUGAACGGUAACAUGGUCGCCAACGUCCGCUGCACCAACUGCGCGUCCUGGAGCAGUGGUUCCAUGUCCUUGAACUCGGCUUCCAGCUCCUGGAUCGCUGCCUGGAAGUCGGGCAGCGCCCUCAACUCUGCCAGCACUAGCCAGAGCAUCCAGCAGCACGACGAGCACACCAACUUCAACCUCGACCUGACCCAGGCGACAGUCCAGACCGACAGCAACCCCUUCACGACUACCUCGGGAAACAGUGGAAAUGGAAGCGGCAGCGGAAGCGGCAGUGGCAGCGGCAGUGGCAGCGGGAAUGGCGGCUCCACCAGCGGCGGCGGUGGUGUUGUAUUUAAUGGAGGCGGUGGUGUUUCGUCCAAGGUCCUCCUCGCCCACGGGAUCAUAAUGACGAUCGUGUUCGUUGCCCUUUACCCCAUCGGAGCCAUCCUGAUGCCCUUGGUAGGCAAGUGGAUGGCUCACGCUGCUUGGCAGUCGGUUGCCUUCUUGCUCAUGUGGGCCGGCUUCGGCACUGGCUACGCUUAUGCUCGCGACAACGGUUAUCUUUUUGCGCAAACCCAUACCCUCCUGGGUACCGUAGUUGUUGCCCUCUUGGCCGUGCAGCCGUUCCUCGGUUACGCCCACCACGCCUACUACAAGAAGUUCCAGACCCGCGGUGUUGUCAGCCACGUCCACAUCUGGUUCGGCAGAAUUGUGAUGAUUCUCGGCAUCAUCAACGGUGGUCUCGGUCUCGAGCUCGCUAGCUCAUCUCGGGCCUAUGUCAUUGCGUACUCCGUGGUUGCUGCUAUUCUCGGCGUUGCGUGGAUUGGAUCCGCCGUUUGGGGCGAGAUGCGCAAGUCCAAGCGCAACACCGUCAAGCGCGAGCAGAGCCACGAGUCUCCGGAUUCCCAGCAACGCAUCCCCUACCGUCAAAAGAAAUAAGCGCUCGGCCUAGCUUGGCUCGGGGGUUUGUUAUGGAUGGCGGCAAGAAUACAGAGGGAAAAGACCAUAUGGGAUACAGAGAGUAGCCUCUAAUUUGUUUUGUAUAAUCGUUAUACCACAGGUGGCAGUGUGCCGACCUUGCCACGUCUACGAAAGAUCUGGGCCGCAGUAUGAAGACACGGCAAUUCGGGUAGAGCACGGAGUUUGUGGCGUUGUUGGUGUUGGGUUUCUUGAAUGAUAGCUUGUGCAAUAUCGAUCACUUGAUCUAAACCACCGAUAUUUGCAGGUGUGAUGGAUAGUCUUACAAGCUUUGAACACGAGCCCUCGACUAUUUGUACGCAUCGUUGUGUCCUUCCAUUCUAAUCUGAUACGGGUAGUAUAGCAGGGUGAGCAACGACGAUGAAAGUUACAAAUAUACCGGAAAGCAAGAGAGAGAAAGACGCCUUUCCAUCAACACACUUCUGCAAUAUCUUGUCGCUUGUCUCGAGAACAAAACCAAAUGGAUCAGUCGAGACAGAUAUCUAGCAUGGUAGAUGACUGAAUACCGAAUCAGCUCGACUUCGAGCUCAGCGUACAACAGCAGAGACACCUGAUGGUGACGAGAAUGACGGAGUAUGAGAGACAUGGAUGUAUGAGGUCAUGCACCAAAAAACCGAUUGUUGCAGCUGUGAGAGAGCUAGCCCGGAUCGCCAGAGGAGCUUAGGCCAAGCUUGGUCCGAACAAAGUGUGGCAGUUUGAACUCUCUUGGUGCGUUCUGGUAGGUGUGCCCGGCGUCAAGUGCCAGCCUAUGAUGUCGGCGGUGGUGGUUUGGUGGAGGGGGGAAGUUGACGAAACCGUUCCUUCUUGGCUGUCAAUUACUCCCAAUGACCACCUCUUC